CUAAACCCUGCCCACGCGACAUGCAGCAGGUGAGCAGGUGCUAUCAGAAAAACGCUGCGUAGCGUUACGAUUUCUCGAUGAAAUUCAAAAGCAAAGGUAAUUUUGUCACUCCGUCUCUAAUAAACAAAUCGAAGAGAGUAAAACUGGUGAAUGAUCACUCACCCGGCCGCCGAUGCUCGCUUUGUUCUUCUUUCUCUCCAUACUAAUCGUGAUUUAGAUUUCCGUUGCUAACGUCGACGAAAUUAUUAGAUCAGUUGUUUCUUGUACAUCUUUCGGAUUCGAAUGCUGAGGUUUUUUGAGUUAAUGCGAAUUUCCGACUUUAUUGGACAUUCACACAUUGUGAAGUUUCUUUCGCCAUUCAUAUCGGUUACCAUAUGCGUCCAUUCAUAUUCUACUGCUGUACUGCUUGAUUUUCAUGUGAAUCUCUUCUUCUUCUCUCUCUCUCUCUCUCUUGCGGAUGACACACUUGAUUUCUGUUUCCAUCCUUUUUUUUUUCCCCUGAAUUGCACUUCGUAACAAUGACUGCCGAGUUCGUCCUAUUACGAAGGGAUGAGCCCGACCGAUUGCAAUUCUCGUACUUCCACUGUACUUUCGUAUAAACUUUCAGGGCUUCGACUUUGUGCGGAUUAGAUUCACUCUCUAGGAACAUCUUUGCCUCUACAAGUCGCUUGAAGGAUUCAUUAUCAAAGAGAUCGAACCUUUGAGUUGGUAUACUAGAGAUUUCAUACAUUACAACUAUGGGAACCACGCACCGUGGAGGAACAAGAAAAGCAAAUGACAGUUCAAGGAUUAUACUCACAACAAUAGUGGGAGUGAUCUUUGGAUUUUUUCUUGGUGCUUCAUUUCCUACAGUUUCUUUAACGAAGAUUAACUUACCUUCAAGCCUUGUAUCAUCUCUUGAUGUAGCCAUUGAUGUGCAUAGAUCCUCUAGAACCGGAGUAACUGAGAGUGAGAGCCAUGGAUCACAAAAAGCUCCUAAGAUAUAUGUGCCAACGAAUCCUCGUGGUGCGGAGUCAUUACCUCCUGCAAUUGUUGCAUCAGAAUCUGAUUUUUAUUUACRUAGAUUAUGGGGUGAACCCAGUGAGGAUCUAGAGAAAGAACCCAAGUACUUGGUAACGUUGACUGUUGGCUUUGAUCAGAGAAAAAAUAUUGAUGCAACAGUGAAAAAGUUCUCGGAUAAUUUUACAAUUAUGCUUUUUCACUAUGACGGUCGGGUUACUGAGUGGGAUCAGUUUGAGUGGUCAAAGAGUGCAAUCCAUGUGAGUGUCAAGAAACAAACAAAGUGGUGGUAUGCAAAAAGGUUUUUGCACCCUGAUGUUGUUGCUGCGUAUGAUUAUAUUUUUAUAUGGGAUGAAGACCUUGGAGUUGAGCAUUUCAAUGCAGAGAAGUACAUUGAGUUAGUGAAAAAACAUGGUUUGGAAAUAUCCCAACCUGGGCUUGAGCCUAAUAAUGGACUGACGUGGCAAAUGACAAAGAGGAGAGGUGACAGAGAGGUCCAUAAGGAGACGGAAGAAAAACCAGGCUGGUGUAGUGACCCUCGGUUGCCUCCUUGUGCAGCGUUUGUAGAAAUUAUGGCUCCUGUUUUUUCUCGGGAAGCUUGGCGAUGUGUUUGGCAUAUGAUUCAGAAUGAUUUGGUACAUGGAUGGGGAUUAGACUUUGCUCUCCGAAGAUGUGUAGAGCCUGCGCAUGAGAAAAUUGGCGUAGUUGAUUCACAGUGGAUUGUUCAUCAAGUAAUUCCUUCUCUUGGGAGCCAGGGAAAAUCUGAGAAUGGGAAGGCUCCAUGGGAAGGGGUGAGAGCAAGGUGCAGAACCGAAUGGGCUGAGUUUCAGUCUCGGCUUGCAAACGCCGACAAAUCAUACUUCGCCCAGACUAGUAAGGCGAAACGUUUAUAGAAGAGACUACCCAUCUGAACUGAAGCUGUCACAGUUAUUUUGUACAUGUCCUCUUUUAGGCUCGAGGCUCCUCUAACGGUCCUUGAGUGAGAUAUUUCCCUGAUACAUUUACAUUUGUUGUAGGCUUCAUUUUGUUUACUCAUACAGAAAUAAUCCGUAUAAAAGCAAAUACACAGCAGCAGCCGUUUCCCCUGUUUUCUUCUAUGUUAUGUAGCUGUCUCUAUGUUGGGCUGAUGGACAAUAUAACAAAGAAUUGUUCUAGGAAUGAAGAGUAAUAUAAAACCUCGUAUUGACAACUUUUAAACUGG
This is a messenger RNA of Momordica charantia (bitter melon), 2200 nucleotides long. The record is from RefSeq and is a predicted model, not a curated record. NCBI's taxonomy places the organism in Eukaryota, Viridiplantae, Streptophyta, Magnoliopsida, Cucurbitales, Cucurbitaceae.